Molecule: messenger RNA, 1263 nt
Organism: Bufo gargarizans (Asiatic toad)
Lineage: Eukaryota; Metazoa; Chordata; Amphibia; Anura; Bufonidae
Product: proto-oncogene Mas-like
Exons: 3
Coding region: 253-1191 (312 amino acids)
Biological process (GO): G protein-coupled receptor signaling pathway
Cellular component (GO): membrane
Molecular function (GO): G protein-coupled receptor activity
Source: RefSeq, a predicted model, not a curated record
GCACUGAUAUGAUGGAUUUAUGUCACAUUAGACGGCUCCGCCGGUUAGGUGAAGGACUAGCACACACUCUGGGGUUAUACAAAGCUAUACUGCACGUACUGUCAUUACAGACUAUUUAAGGCAGCCUAAGACAGAAUCAGUAUCCUCUAAGCAAAUCCAAGGAAGACGACUGACUCUGGUGAAUAAGAAGAUAUUGAGUUUUGAAGAUGACAGAGGACUAUAACUGAUAUUGAAAAAAAAACAUAAAAAAAAAUGGCACUUAACAACACAGGGACAACUGACCUUAAUGCUGAAGAUAUUGAUGGUCACUCACAAUUUGCUUAUAUACAUUUUACAAUUGCAGCUGCCAUUGCUUUACUUCUGUGUCUGAUAGGCUUGGUGGGAAACUCUAUCGUGCUGUGGUACCUGUGCUUCAAGAUUCAGAAGAACAAAUUUACUACUUACAGCAUCAAUUUGGCGGUGGCUUACUUCAUCUUCUUACUAUCUACUGUGAGUGUACUGAGUCUUAGUAUCCACACAUUAACCAGUACACAUCCUGAUUUUCCAGGGAAGGAUUCCUUGUACAUACUUAUAGAAAUUAUUUAUGACAGCACAUUCUAUUCAGGAAUAUUCAUCCUCACAGCCAUCAGCUUGGAAAGAUGUAUCUCCGUCACGUUCCCUGUUUGGCAUGAGUGCCAUCGCCCUAAGACUUUGUCUAUAAUCAUGUGUGUUAUUCUUUGGUUAGUUGGCUGCUUGGUCAGCCUCUCUGAAAACUUUACGUGCACACCAGAAGCUUUCGUGACUCCUACUUCAGGAUGCACAGCAAUUCAGCUGGUAACAUUUGCUUUAGCUAUCAUCGUCUGCCUACCGAUCAUGGUGACUUCGUGUUUAAUUCUUAUCAUCCGUAUAAAGAAGAAAUUCAACCAACAGGUCUCUACAGAACUUUAUGCUUUCAUCAUCUUAGCAGUUAUUGCUUUUAUCGUAUCUGUUGUUCCAGUUAACUUUUUAUGGCUUCUAUUGUACUUCAAUUUAUUGUCGAAAGACAUCCAAACACUUGCUCUGUUCUUUGCCAGUAUCUACGGCACAGUGCUUAAUUGUACUAUUAUCCCCUACUUUUAUAUUAUUGCUGAAAUUAAAUGGAAAGCAAAAUUCUAUAAACCUGAAAGAGAAGGGAACAGAGAUAUAACCAAAUGUAAAACAGAUAGUAUAUAAAGUAAAUGAGAUAAUGUAAAGGGGUGACCAGUUAGAUAAUUUUUUUUAUUAAAGUUGUAUUUAUCACAAAAA